Adineta ricciae is the source of this 1047-nucleotide messenger RNA. The record is from the annotation of a GenBank genome assembly. NCBI's taxonomy places the organism in Eukaryota, Metazoa, Rotifera, Eurotatoria, Adinetida, Adinetidae.
AUGAGCAACUCAUCAAGUUAUAUUAGUGACAGUUUGAAAGCUGCGCCAUUUCAAUUAAAUAUUUGGUUUGGAUCAUUUCUCUGGGUCACAGGAAAUAUCGGUUGUUUAGGAAACAUCAUUGUCUUUCGUUCUCGGUCUUUCCGAGAACGAGCUUAUUCGAUUUAUUUGGUCUCUGAAGCCUUAUCAGAUUGCCUGUAUUUUAAUUUUGUUCUUUUGACACGAGUAUUACAAAAAGGUUUCCAAAUCUCGCUGACAACUCGAUAUGAUUCUAUCUGCAAAUUACGACAAUUUGUGUCUGUUUGGGGAAAUCAAAUCUCUUUUACUCUAUUUACAUUCGCAACCAUUGAUCGAAUUCUAUCUGCACAACGUGACAAUAAAUACCGUCGGUGGAGUAAUCGUGUUUCUGUCGCAUACAAAGCAACAAUCCUGUGUUUAUUAUUUUGGUUUCUUUUGAUUUGCCAUCGACUUGUUUUAUACAAAACUGUCGAUGGUUCAUGCAUACGUCCCACCGGUUUCUAUGAUGAUUAUGACAACUAUUUCGAAGUUGUAUUCACAGCUAUAAUGCCGCCGGUUGCCAUGUAUUUACUUGCAUAUCUUCUUAUACGAAGUGUUCGAGGUGUUAUUCAACGACGGAUUACUCCGGGAAAUAAUCAACCACAGCAAACAAAUAUAAAACAUCGGACGGUUCUUCAACAGAUGGACAUACAAUUGACCAAAAUGUUGAUUUUACAGUGCGCUGUAGCAGUUUUAACGUAUGUUCCAUUCGCUGCAGAAUUAAUUUAUUCAAAUGUGACACAAUAUUGGACAAAGACACCAUACCAACGUGCGUUGGAGAAAAUUGUGGUUGAAUUAACGCAUCUGUUGUCAUAUGUAUUUUUUGCUACAAGUUUCUACGUAUCGAUUGUUACUAACGUAGGUUUUCGUCGAGAAAUGUUACGUUUUAUUCCGUGCUCGACAAAUCUUCGAAGGAGUGAAACAAGAUGUAGCACGUUACAGCAUGCAGCUGGCUCAACUUUUACUUCACCUUAUGAGAAGACAAAAUACUGA